Molecule: messenger RNA, 1000 nt
Organism: Hydractinia symbiolongicarpus
Lineage: Eukaryota; Metazoa; Cnidaria; Hydrozoa; Anthoathecata; Hydractiniidae
Product: mediator of RNA polymerase II transcription subunit 7-like
Exons: 7
Coding region: 45-713 (222 amino acids)
Biological process (GO): regulation of transcription by RNA polymerase II
Cellular component (GO): mediator complex; core mediator complex
Molecular function (GO): transcription coregulator activity
Source: RefSeq, a predicted model, not a curated record
AUUUUAUGUCAAUUUUAUUGGUUUAGUUUUUCUUAUCAAUAAAAAUGGCAGGCGCUGGAAACACUGGAGAAGAUGCACAACUAUCUUUUCCUCUCCCACCUACAUUUUAUUACAAACACUAUACAAAUCACAAUGUUAAAGCAAAGUUAGUUCCAAAGGCUCCUGCUCCAGUAACUGGUGAAUACACAAUGUUCGGUCAUCAAUACAAGACUGAUGAUGAAAUAAUUCAACCACUAGAAAGUCAAGGAAUAAAGAGAUUAUACUCAAAAGAAAAACAAUUUGACCAUAUUGUGGAAAUGAAAAAGUUGAAUCAUUCAAUAUUGGUCAACUAUCUUGAACUACUGGAAACAAUGAUAGAAGAGCCAGCUUCAGCAGAGAGGAUACGAAAGAUUGAAGAAAUCAAGGUUUUAUUUAUAAAUCUUCACCAUCUGAUUAAUGAGUUCAGACCACACCAGGCACGAGAAACGUUACGGAUCAUGCUUCAUAGACAAAAACAACAACGAUUAGAGACAACUGAGAGACUGCGAUUAAACAUCGAUAAGGCAAAGUCCAUAUUAAAAGCCUGUGCUGGUCAACUCAACAACUUGCAAGGUUCUACGUCAAUUGCAGUAGAAGAUACAAAGGUACCUGGGAAUAACACCAACGAAACUGUAAAAGAAUUAGAAGCACUACGACAUAAAAUUAUGUGUGAUAUCGUCGAUGAGAUAUCAUAACAUGGAGUAAAACGUGUUCCAUUCGAAUAGCUGAUUUGUCCAAGAAAUUUGUCAAGAAUCGUGCCAUCGAACCUAAAUUCUGCGUUACCUGGACUUCGCGGUUUUUCCGUUUUGUACAGACUAAAAACCCAAAACAUUGUCACUAGUGACUACUGAAAAUUUACAUAUGUUUGUUGGUAUAUCAUAGUUUUACACCUUGUAUUUUAUUAAAAAAGUAUGACAAACUUUCCUUGGUUUUUGUAACUUAUAAUUUAGAAGGAGAAAAUGGAAAUGGGAGGUGCAUAACA